Penicillium maclennaniae is the source of this 1071-nucleotide messenger RNA. RefSeq lists its product as uncharacterized. The coding region runs from base 1 to 1071 and encodes 356 amino acids. The record is from RefSeq and is a predicted model, not a curated record. The transcript is spliced from 2 exons. NCBI's taxonomy places the organism in Eukaryota, Fungi, Ascomycota, Eurotiomycetes, Eurotiales, Aspergillaceae. Gene Ontology annotation, cellular component: cytoplasm.
AUGUCUGACUCUACACUAUACCUUUACACCUCCCUGACCGCAGGGUCAUCCCACAUCGUCACCGCUACUGCUCGUGUGGAGACCAUCCUGAAGGCCAACAAACUCCCUUUCCGUGCCAUUGACGUCGCCACCGAUGAAGCUGCCCGAAAACUAUGGGGCAGACGAUCCAAGGGCAAAAAGCUGCCCGGGCUGGUGAAAUACGGUAACAUUGUCGGGGAUCUCGAAGAAAUCGAAGAAUGGAACGAAUUUGGCGAGCUGCGCAUGGUUGUCAACAGCUUCCAGGAUGUCGACGGCAUGCCCGCUACAAGCAACCCAAUCGCUCCUCCCUCCCAGCCUACACCAACCCCUAAAGAGCCCGAACCCACUGCCCCUAAACCCUCAACCAUCACAAUCCAGAGCCCAUCUGCCGCCAAGCAAGAAGAGAAGAAAGACCAUAAGACUGUUCUAGCACUGCGCCAGGCUAGCCAGGAAGCUGCCAGCAAGGCUCAAACCAAGACAGACGACAAAAAGCUUGCCGAGGGGUCGAUGUCGGAGUGCAACCCAGAGUCGAAAACCGAAACGCCUACUCACAGCAGGGCGCACCGUGGCUCGGUUGCUAUUGAACUGCCUGAGACGGCAUCAGACUCGCCGAAGGCUGCGAAGCGUCCACCUCUCAUACCCGAGGUUGCAGCCGUCUCGUCGGCUAAUUUCCACGCCGACAACGCGGAGAUGCUCGGACUGGUCGAGCAUCAUCGGGGCUCCAUCAUCUCGACGAUCGAUCAGGAGGAGCAGGAGAAGGUUGUGAGCGAUAUUCGGAAGUCCAUUACGGCUGAAGACCCGUCUGGCAACCUUGACGCGCUCCGCAAGGAGGCCGCGCAGAAAGCGGAGGACGGUACCAUUGAAGAGGUGGCCACUCCGCUCGAAGAAGAUGUUACUGCUGUUGCUCCCGAGAUCAAGAAUGUUCAAGAAAAUGUCGAGGCCACCAAGGAAGCUGUGAAGCAAGAUGCAAAGGACGAGCCUAAGGAAGGAGCCGAGACCAAAGAUCAUGCCAAAGAGGAACCAGAGGAUGUCAAGCCCGCGGUUCAGGAGUGA